UUUGACCUUACCUGACCUUUGUAAGUGUCCAAUAAAAUUCAAAUAAAAUUUCCCGCGGCUAGACACGUAUAAAUACACUUAAUUUAUUCCAUUGACUGAUUUGAGCAUACCACCAGAACAUUGGAAACAUGACCGCGUCUUUGUAACACUGUUUAACUGCGUGUUCAGCAUGAAACAAUUUUAUCUCUAAUGAAAAGGCUUGACAGAUAGAAAGUUUUACACUCAACACUCGACAUCAAUACAGUUUUUGCGUGCACCUUCUAUUUUCAGAGGAUUGCCAGCGCUAGAGCGUUUGUACUUAAAGGCUAUGUUCUCAUAUAUAGUAAUUACUUCCAUAUUCCUGUCUGUGUACUAGUAUAUUUAAGUUCAUAAAUGUAUCGUUUUACCCUACCCUGAUAUUCGUUUGGCCAUACCAUUUUAAAUUGUUUUCGAAAUUGAACAUUUAACAUGUAAAAGUAUAAAGUUUUAAACAAGCCGUCGUUCCAGCAGUGGAAGCGUGGCCUCACUUAAAUGCAUUGCAUUUCAACCCGCAAGGUGUCACGGUCAGUUCGCGGCUAGUAAAACAAUCGUUAUGUAAUAAAGACGCUAUCGCGUGAACUAGGUGAACUGGAAUUUUCUUUAGACCAGAAAUAUGUUAAAUGGAGAUAUUCAGCGAUUUAAUUAUGGCGUUCACCUGGAACACGUGGGGUCCGAUCACGGAAUCGGCGAAAGUGACGUUCAAUUGGCAGGACAGCAACAUCGGCAUGCUGGCCAACUACGGCAACAUCGCCCCCACAGUCACCGUGAUACCCAUGUUCUAAUUCAUGGAUGUGAAAGGCCUACGCAUCUCCCUGAUCAUCUGCGGCUUCCUGUUAGCGCUGGGCUGCCGUAUCCGGUGUAUAACCAUGGAGCCCGCCACCAUGACGUGGCUGUCGAAUUGUGGCGCGCUUCUGAUCAGGUUCGGCGGGUCAGUUCCGUAUGCCGCUCCCGCAAAGCUGUCAGCGGUCUGGUUUCCGCCGGAUCAGCGGACGACUGCCACGUCCAUCGCGUCUUUCUCCAACGACUUUGGCGUCGCCAUGGCCUUCAAUAUAGGUGACCUAUCGUUACAUAUGAGUCAGUGGUUUUCCUUAAUCAUAGGUGACCUAUAUAGCAGGCAGUGUUAGGCCUUCAUCAUAGUAAACCUACAGAUGGAACACUGUCAGACGUUAAAACGAAAAUACAGUAAAAGUUAAAAGUUGAAAUUGCCGUCCCUGAUAAUCCUGCGUUGACUGCAAGAGAACAAAUGGACGACACUUAACGCACAUGCAUUUAAUACUGUUUUCCCAGAGCGAGGCUCGUAUAUUACUUAUGUUAUCAUUGUCAAUAAAAACGUCUUAAAGGCUG
This is a messenger RNA of Dreissena polymorpha, 1362 nucleotides long. RefSeq names its product solute carrier family 49 member 4 homolog. Gene Ontology annotation, cellular component: membrane; intracellular membrane-bounded organelle. The transcript has 4 exons. Lineage: Eukaryota; Metazoa; Mollusca; Bivalvia; Myida; Dreissenidae. Bases 632 to 1075 code for a protein of 147 amino acids. The record is from RefSeq and is a predicted model, not a curated record.